GGAUAUGAGGGAGUGAUGGAAAGAAAGAAGGAGGGAGGAAGGGACUCAGUAUUUUGCAAGAGAGGAAAUGCAGCCGCCGCCAAGCUGUGCUGGAAAUCAUUAAAAGUCUUGCCUGGCUGGAUAGCAGAGAGAGAAGCCCAUUCAGUCUCCCAGCUUUGCUUUCCCUGACCUUCGGGCGCCUGCAUCCAGCACAAGGAUCUCUGUGCAUUCCCUAUGUGCCUCCAGCUUGCCAGAUCGGCAGGAUAAUCCUAGUUCCUACUCACAGCUUCGUACCAAGUCUGAAGAGAAUUGAACAUUUUAUUCAUCGUAUUGCAAUUAUAACACUGGAACGCUCCUGGAUGCCUUCUUGCCAAAGACACGUUAUUCUUCAUAUACAAGCGUAGUCUUGCCAAUUCCAUUUAUGUCUGCUUUUCCCUUUGCAGAUCGGUAGGAUAAUCUUAGUUCCUGCUCACAGCUUUGUACCAAGUCUGAAGAGAAUUAAACAUUUUAUUAAUCGUAUUGCAAUCAUAACACUGGAACGCUCCUGGAUGCCUUCUUGCCAAAGACACGUGCUAAAGAGGUGGCCAUCUAUUUUAACUGAAUUAAAACUUGCCAUUCCAAGUGGUUUUGGAUAGCUAUAUCACUUUAUCCAUGACGAAGAGUACCCAGGAUAACCCUUUGAAGUAGUACCAUGUGGAGAAAAAGAGAAAUGCACAGUUCCACUAAUUGCUUUUGUAGGACACAGAUGUAGAGAAGUUUAACUGCAUGAAGGUUUUAUGGGCAUCUUUUUAAAAUUAAGUGUAUGUAGUUGAUCAUCAAGUCCAAUAAGAAAGUAUAACGUGGACACUAGCUAGGACCUUUGAUUUGUCUAUAGAAUGGGGUAUUUAAAGGCACUAAAGCAUUUACUGGAACCAUCCAAUGAACACUGAACUGAGACAUGUGAGUCCCCUGUUCCACACAUCUAUAAAGAGAAAAAGACUUUAUUCUUUUGAGAGGACACAUAUUAAUUUUUUCAAUAAGAUUUCUGCACUCAACACAUAUUAAUCAGAGUGAUCUCAGCAUCUGAAGACUCACCAUUUCCUCAAGAAGAUGCCCUGAACAAUAAAAGAAGAAUCUCGCUACGAGUGGCCGCAAAGCUUUUUUCAAUUGUGGAUUUUGGUGGCAGGACCUUCUCCCUUUUCCCCUUGUCCUAGUACUUCUAAGAGUACUAAAAAGGACCAAUGGAGUCCCUUUGUAAAUCAACAGCAUGGCUUAGAGAUGAGUUGGUCUCUGUGUCGCAAAAUCUUCGUAUUUUAGACUGUCGUGCACGGGAACUCUAUGAUUCUUCACACGUAGAGAAAGCUUUGCACGUGGCUUUGCCUGGUUUGAUGCUACGGCGGCUGCGCAAGGGCAAUCUGUCAGCUCACUCUCUGCUUCCAGGGUCCCCUCCUACUGUAAGGGGUGUGGCCCUUUUGUAUGAUGAGUGCACAUCCAGCCUUGAAAGUCUUGAAGCAAAUCAUGGGGAUGAGCAAGAACCCAUUCUUGUAAUGCUUCUGCAUAAGCUUAGGAAGGAAGGAUGCCAAGCUUAUUACCUUCAAGGUGGGUUCAGUAAAUUUCAAGCUGAGUUUCCUCACCAUUGUGAAACCAAUCUUGACUGCACAAAUUGUGCCAGCAACUCACCCUUGCCUACAACCCCAGUGCUGGGACUUGGAGGGUUGUCCAUCACUUCUGACUGCUCAGACUUCGAAUCAGACCUUGACAGGGAGCCUUUGAGUGGGGUGGAUUCUGAAGGCAUGAGCCCACGUAACCAGGCACCUUCUUUCCCUGUGCAAAUCCUUCCACACCUUUACUUGGGCAGCGCAAGGGAUUCUGGGAACAUUGACACAUUGGCUAAACUUGGCAUUCGCUAUAUCCUUAACGUCACCCCAAAUCUCCCUAAUAUCUUUGAGAAGGAUGGAGAGUUUCACUACAAGCAGAUUCCUAUAUCAGACCACUGGAGCCAAAACUUGUCCCAGUUUUUUCCAGAAGCCAUUGAGUUUAUUGAUGAGGCAGCGUCCCACAAUUGCGGGGUACUCGUGCACUGUUUGGCUGGAAUCAGCAGAUCUGUCACUGUCACUGUGGCCUACCUCAUGCAGAAGCUCAACCUGUCUCUGAAUGAUGCCUACGACUUUGUUAAGAGGAAAAAGACGAACAUCUCGCCCAAUUUUAACUUUAUGGGACAAUUGUUGGACUUUGAGAAGAGUCUGGGCCUUAGCAGUCCAGAAGAUAAUCGACCUCCUGGUCACUCUUUUUUCACUAGCCCAUCCAGUGACGAGGUCUUUGAGUUGGACUCUUUGGACUCAACGUAGUAAACCAUAUAUUUUUUUUCUCCCUUAUCAUAUUCAUUUUGGAUACUGCAUAUCUAAUUGUCUAUUAUUUGAGCGUAAACAGCUUUUUCAGUAAAAACUAUUAACGCUUAGGUGUUACUUUUGGUAGACCUUAAACAUGAACAAGAAUGAACGAGGGCUGAUCCUCGACUCCUCAUCAAUCACAGAAUCUGCAGUAAUUUUACUGUGAAAUUUUAAAGUGUCCGAAUAUUUGUUGGAUGCAAGGUGGUGUUGACAACAUAGUGCUCCAGUUCUUAAAGGGAAAUAAUAUAUCAUCCUGUUUUGUGUGCUGUUGCAGUAUUAGACUUUUAGAACCUUCUGCUGAGCCGCACAACCUUAGACUAAGGACCUUAGUUAGGAGGCAAGUCCGUAUUAUCUUUGUGUGCAGCAACAAAUGUCAGUGUUGUUCUAUGACCUGUUUCCUUUUGAGAUGAAAAAGAGAGCACCAGAUGGUCCAAAUAAGGUAUACUCAACUGAAAGUAGGAGCUUAAACCAGGAUCCUGCAUCUUUCAAACAUAUCACGACGAGGGCUGACUCACUUGUUUUGCUUGACUGGAAUGAGAAAUUCUGCAAGUGGAAUCUAGAAUACUGCAGGAUGUGCCGAGGGAUUUCCAUCUGGAACCCAAUGGAUCAGUUUCAAUGUACAGGAUGAUUCAGAUCUGCAUGUGCUGGCCGAGAACAUAUAAAGCCAUGUUUUUCUCUUAACUCUUAUUUUUUUUUUUUUGUAUUUUACUAGAAGGCAGACUGCAUGUCUCAGUGGUCUUUGCCACCAAGGCAGUUUAUCAUUUUUAUGCUGUCGCUCUUCCCAAACUGGGAGUGAUAAAUAUUAUGAAAAAACUCAACUCAGGAUUUCUCACAGUAUAAGAGAUACAGAGCUGGUGCGGUUUAACAAACAGCUACAUGGUUUGUGCAAUCAUGUAUUAUAUUUAGUAUUACUCGGCUCUGGACUUAUACAGACCAGUGAGAAGAAUACCACUAAACAGUGUUAAACAUAUGGUUGCGGGUUUGUCUUCUCCAUUCCACCAGUAUUGCCAUUUACUGCCUGUUACAGAGUACACAUCUAUGCACACUUGGAGAUUGUAAACCUGUACAAAUGGUGCUCCAUAAGAUGAUAUAUGGAAUACCAAAUGUUUCCUUUGCAGGAACCAAGACAGUAGGGGUCAUUUAAUCUUGCCCUUAGUGUUUAUUUGGGUUGGACUUGCAGCAGGUGUAUUGUUCUGCUCUCAGGAUGGGAAAUAGGGGUAGGCAGAAGAGGCACUUUCCUACAACACAGUGGUGAGAUGGGCUCUGCACGUCAUGUCAAAUUAAAAAUCCAAGAAUCCAGCAUUAAGGUGCAGUGGCUGUGGAUGCAACGCAGCCCUGCUAUUAACGUCUGCCAUAGGGCAGAUGGUAAGUACAGGGCUCUUUUGCAGGCUGCACCUGUAGGAGCUACCUGACUCAAGUGUCUAAAUGACAUGCAAGUUAGGGGUGAAAGGAAGAAUGUCCCCUUGUCUCAUGAAUAUAGCUGUACCAAAAACAAGCAGAGAUAUAUUCAUAUGGGUGGAAGUCAGUAACGAAACUAGAGUUGCUUGUGACUGGGCGCAGGAUUUCCACUUGGGCCUCACCUACCAUCUAGACUGGCCCUCUCAACCUUCAGGACUGGCACAUUACAGAUGGCCAUUUCUGGACGGCUCCUAUCUACCCUCUGGAUACGCGCCUGUGCGAGUACCUUCCCUUCACAAUCCUUGCCCCACUCAGUCUUGCAGUUAGUAAAUGACCCCUAGUGUCUCUUAAUCCCAUUUGCCUUUUCUGAAUCAGUAAAUAUGACAUUGCCUUUUAAAGGCUUAGUAGGUAAAACCUUUUGCCCAUAUUUGGGAAUAACCACAGAUUAACCAAAGGCAGCUAUGGCUUAGCACUUCAGAACAUCAUUCUACUAAAAUGAGACCAUUAUCUCACAGACUUUGUUGCAGUUCUCAAACUGAAGAGCAUUUAGUAUUAGAAACAUUUCUUAUAGGUGCUGAGCAUUCUCUAUAAACCCAUGGUCAGACUUCCAACCAACAGUCAGCAGGUUCGAACGAGAUGAUGAAUGUUGAAUCUUAUUUACAAUAAAUGUAGAUAUGUGAAUACCCUUUUAAGAAGUG
Messenger RNA from Xenopus tropicalis (tropical clawed frog), 4444 nucleotides. It is a transcript of the gene dusp9, whose product is annotated as dual specificity phosphatase 9. Gene Ontology annotation, molecular function: protein tyrosine phosphatase activity; MAP kinase tyrosine/serine/threonine phosphatase activity; protein serine/threonine phosphatase activity. The coding region runs from base 1200 to 2306 and encodes 368 amino acids. The record is from RefSeq and is a predicted model, not a curated record. The transcript has 5 exons. Gene Ontology annotation, cellular component: cytoplasm. NCBI's taxonomy places the organism in Eukaryota, Metazoa, Chordata, Amphibia, Anura, Pipidae.